AUUUUAUUCUAGUACAUAAACCAUUCUGUAAUAAUUAUUUAUACUUAAAAUGUCCUUAAUUGAUGGAAGUAAACCGUGGUUAAAUGAAGAAACUGACAAUGCUUCUGAUAACACUGCAUUAAUUAUAAAAGAAGAACGCAAAGGAAUUGCAUGUAUAAAAAAAGAAUUUAUCAUUGAAGGUCAUAUACCCAAGUUAGCUAUUAAUUGUGUUUCUGACACAGAUAAAACCCAAUUAAAUGAAGAUGAACCACCUUCUAAAAAACAAAAGUGUAGUAAAAGUGUACUGAAAGGUCAGAAUAAGUCUAGAAAUUGUACAUACUAUCAGAUUCCUACUGAACAUUUAUGUUCACAUCUUAUUGAAGGUAUUGAUAAUGGUUCUUGUUUAUAUGAUAAAUGUAAAUUUAUACAUGAUGUAAAGGAAUAUUUAGAAAAAAAACCAAAUGAUAUUGACAAAACAUGUUAUGUUUAUUCUAUUAAGGGUCGUUGCCCCAGAGGACUUACUUGUAGGUAUGGAAGUAGUCACAUUGAAAAUGGUAAAAAUAUUAUUGACCAAAUUAAAUAUGAUACUUGGAUCAAGAAUGAAAAACUUUGUAGAACUUUAAGUAAAGAAAACAUGUUAAAACUACGAAAAAAAUUAUAUAAUUUUGAUAUAAGUGACAAAGCAGUUAAAAAAAUUGAUAAUGAUAAAAAUGUAGGACCUUUGAUUGAAGAAAGUUCCAAAAAAAUUUGUUGGAAAGAUAAAUUAUACCUUGCACCUUUAACUACUGUUGGUAAUUUACCUUUUCGUAGAAUUUGUAAAGAAUUUGGUGCUGAUAUAACCUGUAGUGAAAUGGUUUUAGCAUCAAGUUUGUUACAAGGACACAAUCAAGAAUGGGCAUUGACUAAAAGACAUGAAACAGAAGAUAUUUUUGGAAUCCAAGUAUGUGGCAAUAACCCAUAUAUGUUGAGUAAAAGUGUACAAGUCCUUCAAGAAAAUGUAGACAUGGAUUUUUUAGACUUAAAUUUAGGAUGUCCAUUAGAUCAAAUUUACAAACAAGGUGCAGGUAGUGGUUUGCUAUUAAGAAGUAAAAAACUAGAAGUUUGCCUAAAAAGUAUGAAAACUGUGCUUAAUGUACCUCUUACUGUAAAAACCCGGUCUGGUGUUACUAAAGACCAUAAUAUUGUACACGAUUUAAUACCUAUGUUUAAAGAUAGUGGAGUUUCACUUAUAACAGUUCAUGGAAGAUCUAGAGAUCAGAGAUAUACUAAAAUUGCUGAUUGGAAUUAUGUAAAUAAAUGCGCAAAAUUAGCCAAUCCAAUACCAGUAUUUAGUAGUGGAGAUAUUAUGUCUUAUGAAGAAUAUGAACAUUCUAAAGUAGAAUUUCCAGAUAUCACUGGUGUUAUGAUCGGUCGUGGGGCUUUAAUAAAACCUUGGAUUUUUAAAGAAAUUAAAGAAAAACGUCAUUGGGAUAUAAGUAGUAAUGAGCGAUUAGAAAUUUUAAGAACAUUUAUAAAAUAUGGUCUCGACCACUGGGGCAGUGAUACACGAGGUGUUGAAACAACCAGAAGAUUUUUAUUGGAAUGGCUAUCAUUUUGUUACCGAUAUAUACCUGUUGGUAUUUUAGAACAUGUACCACAAAAAAUCAAUGAGAGACCACCACAUUAUAAAGGAAGGGAUGAGUUAGAGACAUUAAUGGCUAGUGGAAAUUGUGCUGAUUGGAUAGAAAUCAGUGAAAUGUUAUUGGGACCAAUACCAGAUGGAUUUCAAUUUCUACCCAAACAUAAAGCUAAUUCUUGGAAAUAAUUACCAGUAAUUGAUACUUGAAAAUUAAUUGGAUUUUUUAAGUGUAUAGUUUAUGUACCAAAUAUUUUAUUAUUAAACCAUGUAUGUUGAAUGUUUUAUUUUUUGUGUUUUAAUAAAUGUUAGAAACAUUUCUGAGUUAGUGCCACUUA
Molecule: messenger RNA, 1932 nt
Organism: Sipha flava (yellow sugarcane aphid)
Lineage: Eukaryota; Metazoa; Arthropoda; Insecta; Hemiptera; Aphididae
Gene: Dus3
Product: tRNA-dihydrouridine(47) synthase [NAD(P)(+)]-like
Exons: 2
Coding region: 50-1783 (577 amino acids)
Biological process (GO): tRNA processing
Molecular function (GO): flavin adenine dinucleotide binding; metal ion binding; RNA binding
Source: RefSeq, a predicted model, not a curated record